UCCCGCCCAUGCGUUUGUCUCGCUUGUCUUCCCGCGUCUGCGCACCUCCGCCCGGCCUAGACCUCCCCGCAGUACACUUCACCCCUCCGCACGGACAGCAUGUCUGAAUACAGCGCGGUGCCGCCGCUCGGAGCCGGUGGACUCAAGAAAGACGCGUUCGCCGACGCGGUACAGCGCGCCCGGCAGAUUGCAGCAAAGAUUGGCGGAGACGUCACGGGUCCCCCCAUGAGCAAUAACGGCGGAGCGGAGAGUUUUCCCUUCGCGGCACAGAAGCGAUCGCUGGAGGACGGAGAUCAGCCUGAAAGUAAGAAGAUGGCGUCUGACAGAGACAAUGGCUCAGCCUUGUCUAUCGGAGCCCAGCUGGCUGCCCUUUCUCAGCAGAGUGUACGUCCCUCGUCCAUCACAGAGGAGUACAGAGUCCCUGACGGCAUGGUUGGGCUCAUUUUAGAGGAAAAACAGUCCUCAUCUCUGCUGAACACCAGCGCUGACGGCACACCUGCUGAAAGCAGCUCCAGCUGUGGCAGCAUGAGAGAGAGAGAAAGUGACGGAGACGUGCGAAGUAAAAGUGCAGAAAGGCAGGGUCUAUUUCAUGCACAACUUGAACAAACUACAACAGUCAUUGGUCGAGGUGGAGAGCAGAUCAACAAGAUCCAGCAGGAGUCUGGCUGUAAAGUUCAGAUCGCUCCAGACAGCGGCGGUCUUCCAGACAGGAUUGUGUCUCUCACCGGCGGCCCUGAAGCCAUCCAAAAGGCCAAAAUGCAGCUGGAUGACAUCAUCUCUCGGGGGCGGGGCACUCCUCCCUCCUUCCACGAGUCGACCAAUGGGAGUGGCCACAUGCAGGAAAUGGUCAUUCCAGCAGGGAAAGCGGGGCUCAUCAUCGGCAAAGGAGGAGAGACCAUUAAACAGCUGCAGGAGCGAGCUGGCGUGAAGAUGAUUUUGAUUCAGGACGCUUCUCAGGGGCCAAACAUGGACAAACCUUUGCGCAUCAUUGGAGAUCCUUACAAAGUCCAGCAAGCGCGUGAAAUGGUGCAGGAGAUUCUGCGAGAGCGGGAUCAUCCUGGCUUCGACAGAAAUGAGUACGGCUCUCAAAUAGGUGGAGGAAUCGAGGUGCCUGUUCCGCGUCACUCUGUGGGCGUCGUGAUUGGCCGAAGCGGAGAGAUGAUCAAGAAGAUUCAGAACGAUGCCGGCGUGAGGAUACAGUUUAAACCAGAUGACGGUAGUGGUCCAGAUAAGAUCGCUCACAUAAUGGGUCCCCCGGACCGCUGCGAACACGCCGCCAGUAUCAUCAACGACCUUCUGCAGAGCAUCCGAGUACGAGAGGAAGGAGGAGAGGGUCCCCCCGGUCCUCCGGGCACAGGCAUGCCUCCAGGUGGGCGUGGCAGGGGGCGUGGCCCAGGAAACUGGGGCCCACCCGGCGGUGAGAUGACCUUUUCAAUCCCCGCCCAUAAAUGCGGUCUGGUGAUCGGCCGAGGUGGCGAGAAUGUGAAAGCCAUCAACCAGCAGACGGGCGCCUUCGUGGAGAUCUCGCGCCAGCCGCCGCCCAACGGUGACCCCAACUUCAAACUGUUUAUCAUCCGGGGAUCUCCUCAGCAGAUCGACCACGCCAAACAGCUGAUCGAGGACAAGAUCGAGGGUCCCCUGUGCCCUGUUGGACCUGGACCGGGCGGGCCGGGCCCCGCUGGACCCAUGGGCCCCUACAACCCGAACCCCUACCAGCCCGGACCCCCUGGUGGACCACCACACGGUGGUCCUCCUGGCGGUCAGUAUCCUCAGGGUUGGGGAAGCACAUACCAGCAGUGGCAGCCACAUGAUCCCAGUAAAGCAGCAGCGGAUCAUAACGCGGCCUGGGCAGCUUAUUACGCACAGUACUACCAGCAGCCCGCAGGGGGCGCUAUGCCCGAACAGAUGUCUGCGGCCCAACCGGCCGCUCCCGCUCCUGCUGACCAGAGCCAAGCUGCUCCCGGCGCCGCCCAGCCCGACUACACCAAGGCCUGGGAGGAGUACUACAAAAAGAUGGCUCUGUGUUUUGCUGAUGAAAAUCAUCUCUCAUCUCUAUCAGCUGCAGCAGGAGGAGGUGCUGCUCCCGCCGCAGGAGGAGCUCAAGCCCCGGGAGCUGCAGCGGCGGGACAGACGGACUACAGCGCCGCAUGGGCGGAGUACUACAGACAGCAGGCUGCUUAUUACGGACAGACGGGACAGGCCGCGGGACAGCCAGGCGCCACACCGCAGGGCCAACAGGCGCAGUGAAGUGACUGCUGAACUCUCAUCCGUUCUGCUCCUUCCCUCCAUCCUCUCACUCUCCUCUGACAAAAGGACUUCUGCUCUUCCCGUUUUGUUUGUUUUUCUUUCUCGUGUCCAGUUGAAAAGCUCUGUGACUCUCUCUCCUCUGAAGCCGGAUUUCUGUCUUUAUGAAACCAUACGGCUUCUGUAAAUGCUCGUUUCUCCUCCUGGUUUUUGCUGGAUGCAUAAACGCUGAUGGAUUAAACUCAAACUCUGCCUUCCCCUCCACAAACACUUCGUCCCUUGCAUCAGUGUGACUCAUGGCCAGGAAACACAAGGGAACGCUUCAACUAACUUCCUCACAUGAGCGUGCACUUCCUGUUGUUGUAUUGUUAUUAUUUUAAUUAAGUAUUUGAGGAAACCGGUACAUUUAGAGAAUCUUCAGGUGUAAAUAACUACUGUUUCAAACUCAAUGAAUAACCAUGUCUUUUUUUAAUGCCUUGUGUUUUUGCUUUUAGUCGUUUUAAUUUGAUUUCGUGCUGGAACAUUCCCACUGUUUUAAUGUGUUCACUUUUCUUUCUUUCUGUUCAUUUAGUGAUUUUUUUCUCCUGUGAUUAUCAAAUGGGGUUUCAGUCUGUGUGUCCUGUGUGCGCGAGAGUGUGUUCUGGUACUGAAACUCAAGCCGUGUGUGUUGCUCCUCACUCUGUGAAAUGAGGGUUUCUGUUCUGUUUUGUUUCUUCCCACCCCAAGUUACUUGAAGCCAUGAUGUUAUAAAUAUAUAAAUUGUAUGUUUUUUUUUUUUUUUUUUUUUACUGCUUGUUUUUAAAAUAUACAAAAUAAACAUUACAAAAUCCUUGUCCGAUCACAUGACCGCUGUUCAGUCUGAUAGUGUUUUUUGAAAUACAAUCAUUAGCGUUACUUUUGAUCAUUCUUCUGGUUGGUGACUAGAAGAGCCGCCCAAACAUUUUACUAUAAAAGGCCAAAAAGAACUUGAUUAAUGGUUGUGGGAAGAAAGUAAAUAUUACAAUAUCUACAUUUUUUCGUUUUUUGUAAUUUUCCAUUUUAUCUAAUUCACUUAUUCUCUGCAUUUCAAUGCCAAAAUAAUAAAAAUGUUGAAAUAAGAUGGAUUUGAAUGGAAGAUGUGCUUAAAUGGCUUUUUUUUGUUGUUUUCGACCAGUCCUGGUUUAGGCAUCCGUUUUAAGUUCAGACUAUUAGACCUGUAAUUACUGGCAGUUAAUCAGGUUAGUUUUUCUGUAACGUUACUUUAGAAAGGUUCAUUACAAGAACGAUAACUAUAGCUUUUAGUCAGGGUAGUUAUUUAAUUUCUGAUAGGAAUGAAAACGAGGCUGUGAGGCGCAGAAGUACCUUGCGUUUAAUGGACUGUGCUGUUUAACAACAAAUAAUAAAGAAAAACUCUGGCAAAUACAUGAAUGAUAUUCUAGAGAAAGAUUUCAACAUUAUUCAGAUCACAGCUGGGAAUUCAAGUGCAAGAACAUCAGAGAACAACAGACACUUGAGUGUGUGUCUGUCAGUUUAGUGCCUGAACAAAAUCUUUUGGAGAUAAACGCUAACAGCACAAUAUUUGCAGUAAUAAUGAAAACGCAUACAAAAAAA
Molecule: messenger RNA, 3834 nt
Organism: Sinocyclocheilus anshuiensis
Lineage: Eukaryota; Metazoa; Chordata; Actinopteri; Cypriniformes; Cyprinidae
Product: far upstream element-binding protein 2-like
Exons: 19
Coding region: 100-2247 (715 amino acids)
Biological process (GO): regulation of DNA-templated transcription
Molecular function (GO): RNA binding
Source: RefSeq, a predicted model, not a curated record